UCUAGCUUUGUCGUCUACUUACGUGGUAUGAAAAGGCGAGAAACAGGCUUUGAGAAUUUUCGUACUUUGACUGAAAAAAGUGACUCAAGUUUUUUCUCCACGAAUCUUUUAGGGUAUUCACUCACCAGGCUCCAGAUUUUAGAAAAUCAAUCAUUGGAAAUGUCUAUCGAUCAGCAGAUAAUUGAACGACCAUCUUUCAUUGCUAUUCCGCCAUAAUUUUUUGAAGGAAGUGUGUGAUAGAUCAUCUGGAUCUUUCUACUACCUUCACGAAAAAAAAUGGGACUCAUCUCUGCUACACGUUGUGCCACCGGUGCAUUGUCGAUUUGGGGAAUGCGUCCGGGUAAUGCGGUACUACUGACCGUAAAAUCGAAUGCCAGCUCCCACGACGAAUUAUCCUCUCCGUCGUACUCGUACAGACAGGAUGUUGAUACACCAACGGUGCCUCUACUCGGCCAGGAAGCACUCGGGGACAUUCCUGCAGUUUCAGUGGAGGAGUCUUCAACUGCUGUUGGUUUGGACAUUGCAAGGGGAUUACCGCCUUGCAGUGUUGACCUGCCUUCCCAUGUGUGGGAUCUGAUAGCUCUUGGUGUGGGGAACCCGCGGCCGAAAGAGGAAAUCGAGGAAACGCUAGAAUUAGCCCAAAAGACGAAGAACUGGCGGCUCACAUUCAGAAUGACCACAGCAAAACUGGAAAAAACGGUGCGAAGACUGCAGCAGGUUAGAGAUUUCUUGAAACACUGUCUUGAUGAGGCCCGUCGUUGCUCGGACAAAGAAAAAACCAUUGAAUAUUUGGAACAUCUGUACGAAAAAGCAGCAGCCCCUACAUGGCUUCAAAAGGCCGCUAGUUAAGGCCAUCAAAAGGAUUUCGCUUUGUUUUAGCUUUUUUUCCAAUAUGAUCAAUAAUAUUUGUCAGAACUACCUACAAGUUACACUUAGAUUAUAGAAGAAGAUUCAUCAAGCUUGUUUUUCGAAAUUUUACGAAAAUAUAAUUGGACUUAUUACUAGCUAAGUAAGACAAUUCUUUUUUUGCCCAAGGUCUACCACAUUAUUAGCUAGACAAGGAGAGCAUAGGAGAAUUUCAGAACAUUCUAAUGCAUUUUAGACCUGGCGAAGAGAAGCAAGUUGAGCAGGGAAUUCGAGUGGAAACUCAAAGUUAAGUCUCUCUGUCAAAAAAAUUAUCAAAUCAAUGAAUAUCAUGGUUAGAUGAAGACACGACCUUCGAUGACCAAGGGUAACAACAUGUCAAAUAGGAAAGAAAAACGAGAAAAAUCCAAACCGUCUUGUCUUUUACUAGAAAGAUUCUCGAAGAAGAUUGAACAAGAUUCGGCGCUUCGUGUAUGAUAUUAUUGUUUACCACGGUUAUCACGUGGCUAAUGCGCCUUAGGACGAGGGCUCAAAAAUACACAGACGCUCGAUGUUGAUGGUGAACACAUCAUCAAAUUUAUAAUGAAAGUUCAAAGGUACUUAUAACAUAUUACUUCUUGAAGAAUUUCCUGAACUUGACGAAGUUCUUCUAAUCUAUACAUCGGUGCAACGUCCAAUGCCAAUGAACGUUCCACGCAGAAAUGUCUCCUUCUGCAAGCGGAAGGAGAUCUGACGGGAUUCGCUGUUAGCGUGGAGAACUUGCGCAUGGAGAUCGUCCUAAUUGAAAAGUGUCUUGCCUCAGAUAGUUAUGGCUAUCGAUCUACUCUGUUUUCUACUAGAUUUUCAUAACCAUGCGAUCCCCUCGGUGGGGUGAUGUUGAAGCUACUUAGUUUCAUAAAACAACACUUCACUUGAAUACGAAUAGCAGCUGUACUCAAAAUUAUUUCUGUCGUUCCAGUCGUCCAGCUCCAUUCAUCGAAGCGGCUCUAACAGAUAUGCGGAGGCCAUGAGCUCCGGAACUACGUGCUACCACUGACUGGCGAUGAUGCGGAGUCGGAACGCCAUUCUCUCGAGAAUGAUCCUGUCAGCGCCAAUAUGGUCGAUGUAGACCCGUGAUGAAUAAAGCAGCCGCAGCUUCUGUCUACCUAUAAUUCAGAAUGUGGAGGACGAAAUAGAGUCAAUCGUAUCCUCUCGCGAACGUCAAGCAGAUGGGAUAGGUCGAUGAGCGCCGCCAACGAGGUAUAGCGCCGAGGCUGUGUUUUUGAAAUGAAUGGUGUGCAAUUUAACUGGAUUGUUCGUCUUAGUGCCUUGCAUUGUUGUAAGGAAAGCCCUUCCUUCACUCUUCCAGAAGGCAAAUUGUUGCCAUCCUAACAGUCCCACCACAGCUGGAGUGCCGAAGACAUUGGAUUUGGAACCAGAUCCGCGUUUCCCCCAUUUUACGAGUAUUUUGUCAUGUGAUAAUUUGUAUUUGAUUCAAGGUAUUAUUGACAAAAUAUUCUAAUACAGUUAUAUGACAAUUUAUUCCUCGUUGGCUUACAAGUUCUACUUUUUUGUGGAAUCUUGUCACAUCGAUUCAUCCUGCCGGUAGGUGCAGCAAACCUAUUUAGGAUGCA
Molecule: messenger RNA, 2477 nt
Organism: Amoebophrya sp. A25
Lineage: Eukaryota; Dinophyceae; Syndiniales; Amoebophryaceae
Source: the annotation of a GenBank genome assembly